CAUAGCAGGCUUCUGGUUAACCAGUUAUUUUUUCUAAUAAAAUCUAGCAGUGACUUAAGGCUGAACUGAAAACUCAAUCAAUUUAUGAUUAUCUUGAUCUUCCGCAGAGGCGCACACGAAACAUGUGUGUUAUCAAUGACGUAGAAAGUCAUCCAUACACAUCGAGGAUUCCAAAUUUGUCAUUGAGUGACAUUGCUUCGGAUGAACUUAGUUGGGAACAGAAUGCGACAUCUCAAGUUAUAUGCAUCGAUACACCUAGUAGCAAAAUCAAGAUUCAAAAUCAAAGAGACGGAGUGAUUUUACCACAACACACAUCGUUUGGGGAAUCAGAGGUGUUCGAAGAACUUAGCUCAACCGGUGAAACUUCACACUUGAAUUAUUUCUUUGGAGAGGAAGUGUCUGGAAAAUUUAAUGAGGUUUUGAAACUGACGAAUAGCUUGCAAACUUUCGAUGUUAUGUUUAUGUUGCUGAACUUCUAUAUAAGACAUCAAUUGACCCAACAAGCAUUGGAAGAUCUACUGUCAAUGAUGAACAUCAUCGUCGGCAAGAAAAUUUUUCCAGAAACCUUUUCAAGUUUUACAUCUGCAUUUCCCGAUAAAUAUGACGCAACAAGGCUUUAUUUUUGUAAGAAUUGUCAAUCCAAUCUUGGAACUAAAAAACCUGUUAAAAAUUUCCGUUGCUUUAUGAAUCAAUGUUAUAGUCAAGAAUUUGACUACUUCAUAACAUUCCCGAUCGAAUGUCAAAUCCGUGAAACAGUCCAACGAGAUUAUCGAUAA
Messenger RNA from Malaya genurostris, 776 nucleotides. RefSeq lists its product as uncharacterized. The record is from RefSeq and is a predicted model, not a curated record. The transcript has 4 exons. Lineage: Eukaryota; Metazoa; Arthropoda; Insecta; Diptera; Culicidae. Bases 123 to 776 code for a protein of 217 amino acids.